Tinamus guttatus (white-throated tinamou) is the source of this 662-nucleotide messenger RNA. It is a transcript of the gene CARD19, whose product is annotated as caspase recruitment domain family member 19. Gene Ontology annotation, cellular component: mitochondrion. The record is from RefSeq and is a predicted model, not a curated record. NCBI's taxonomy places the organism in Eukaryota, Metazoa, Chordata, Aves, Tinamiformes, Tinamidae. Gene Ontology annotation, biological process: regulation of apoptotic process.
AUGGCAGAUCAGUCGUACUGCAUUCGGCUGCAACAUGACAUGUAUUUUCUUACAAGCAAUAGCCGAUUGAACGAGCAAGUUGUGGAUAAAAUUGUUCUUCAGCUUAACAGAGUCUACCCCCAAAUUCUCUCCAAUGCGGAAGCAGAAAAGUUCAGGAACCCGAAGGCGUCGCUCCACACACGGCUCACGGACCUGCUCAAGCAUCUUCAGAAGAACGGGGAGCGACACUGCCAGGAGUUCUACAGGGCUCUGCAGAUCAAUGCCGAGCACCUCUAUAACGACCUGCCCAGCAGGAAAAUCUUAAAAACUACAGAUCCCACAGUGAUAGACACUGACAAGGAGAAAUGUAUGCUAAAUGACAGGGGUCCGGUGUUUUUUCUCUCCUGCUUCAGUGCAGCUGCAGCGUUUGCCUUAUUUUGGUACUGCAGUGACUCAGAUACCAAAGUCCUGGGAAGAGCCAGGAGAAUCCUGGGCUUUUCUCCUAUUAUCAUAGGCAGACAUGUUAGAAAGAUUUGUAUGUUGUACUUAGAAGACUUAUCGAGGAAUUAAGGAAAAGCUGCUGCUUCGCUUCUCUGUACAGCGUAUACCUGCCAAGGGAAGACAACGGUGCAUGAAUACUAAUGUACUACCCCCUCAUACCAAAGGUCUCAUUAACUAGCUUU